AUGUCAAGAGAUCCAAGUUCCUGGCGGGCCGGUCCCGGCAGACUGGAAGCCCUGUUAGCGUUGAGCUUGAUCCUGCUCCUCGUCCUGCAGCCGGAUACCUGCCACGCCUCGCCGUCCCAUCGUAGCAGACAUCACGAGCACGAGCUGCACGCGCAGGAAGCGGCCGCGUCAUCGUCGUCGUCGUCGUCGUCGUCGUCGUCGUCGUCGUCGUCGUCGUCGUCAUCGUCAUCAUCGUCUUCGUCGCGCGAGGAUGCGAGGAGUUCCAGGACGAACGAGGAGCUGCCACAUGCGGCCGCCUUCACCAACAACGAUCCGCUGAUCGUGCACACCAAGAAGGGCAUGAUACGCGGCAAGACCCUGACUGCCACCACUGGCAAAGAGGUCGACGCCUGGCUCGGCAUACCUUACGCCCAGAAACCUCUCGGCUCGCUGAGGUUUCGUCAUCCACGACCAGUUGAGCGCUGGUCGGGCGUGUGGAACGCGACCACCUUGCCAAACAGCUGCGUGCAGAUCCUCGACACGGUGUUCGGAGACUUCGCCGGCGCCACCAUGUGGAACCCGAACACGCCGCUGAGCGAGGACUGUCUGUACGUGAACGUAGUGGUGCCGCGGCCCAGGCCUACGAACGCCGCUGUCAUGGUAUGGAUAUUCGGUGGUGGCUUCUACUCUGGCUCGGCCACUCUCGACGUGUACGAUCACAAGACCCUGGUAUCAGAGGAAAACGUGAUCCUGGUAUCGAUGCAGUAUCGCGUGGCUAGUUUGGGCUUCCUGUAUUUUGGCACGCCGGACGUGCCCGGUAACGCUGGUCUCUUCGAUCAGAUGAUGGCCCUGCAAUGGGUGCGCGACAACAUAGCCGCGUUUGGCGGCAAUCCCGAUAACGUGACACUCUUCGGCGAAAGCGCUGGCGCAGUCUCCGUCUCAAUGCAUCUCCUGUCGCCGCUGUCCAGGCACCUGUUCAACCAGGCCAUCAUGCAGUCAGGCUCGCCGACCACGCCGUGGGCGAUAAUUUCGCGCGAGGAAUCGAUCGUGCGUGGCAUCCGGUUGGCCGAGGCAGUCGGUUGUCCGCACGAUCGUAGCAACCUGCGCGACGUGAUCGACUGCCUGCUGACGAAGGACCCGGUCGAACUGGUGAAAAACGAAUGGGGCACCCUCGGGAUCUGCGAAUUCCCAUUCGUACCGGUGAUUGACGGCGCAUUCCUGGACGAAACGCCGCAGCGUUCACUCGCUACAUCGUCCUUCAAGAAGGCGAACAUCCUGAUGGGCUCCAACACCGAGGAGGGCUUCUACUUCAUCAUCUACUACCUGACGGAGCUGUUCCGCAUCGACGGUACCGAGGAUGUAAAGGUGACACGCGAUCAGUUCGUCAGUGCCGUGUCCGAGCUGAAUCCCUAUGUCAACCAGAUUGGCCGGCACGCGAUCAUUUACGAGUACACCAACUGGCUGCACCCGGACGACCCGCACAAGAAUCGCGAUGCCCUCGACAAGAUCGUCGGCGACUACCAGUUUACGUGCAACGUCAACGAGUUUGCCGGCCAUUACGCCGAUAGCGGCAGCACCGUUUACAUGUAUUACUAUAAGCACAGAUCUGUGAAUAAUCCGUGGCCGCGGUGGACUGGGGUCAUGCACGCCGACGAGAUAAGCUACAUCUUCGGGGAGCCAUUGGACCCAACCAAGGGUUACACCCCCGAGGAGGUGCAGCUCUCGAAGAGAAUGAUGAGAUACUGGGCGAACUUCGCCAAGACGGGGGAUCCAAACGUGGGCGACGGCGGCGAGACAACGUCGGUUUUGUGGCCACCGCACACUGGCGCCAAUAAGGAGUACCUGACCUUGGAUAUCAACAACACGGACAUCGGCAGCGGUCCCCGGGUGAGGCAGUGUGCCUUCUGGAAGAAGUACCUGCCGCAGCUGCUCGGUGCCACGUCGAAACUGGAGGUCGCGUCCAAGAAGACCUGCAGCGGCACGAGUAUCGCCGAUUUCAGCGUGACCCGGAUACUCCUGAUCGUGAGCCUGUUAUUGACCGGCCUCACCAAUCUGCCUCACAUCCAGCACGACGUCAGAGGCAUCAUUUAGCUCCUGGCCGCCGCCGCCGGAUCGGUGGCCGGUUGCCGAGCCGUCGUCUUAGCCCUGUCGAGCAGCAUCAGCAGCAACAGCAGCAGCAUCAGCAUCAGCCCGUUUUCUCCCUAAAGAAGAUGAGGGUGAACUAAAAGCGAGCGAACGCGAGCGAAACGAACGGACGGACAGACGGACGGACAAACGGACGGACAGACGAAGAAGAUCACGACGCUCGGAAGCGAACAUUGAUACAAGAAUAUUCUUAUGUCAAUGGAACGAACAAACGAACGAAUGGAUGAAUGAAUGAAUGAACGAAAUGGAACACGAUCGGGAAGACGACGGUAACUGCGCGAGAAACAGACAUAUCAAUAGUAGACGAGUGCUCGAUCGCCGAUGGGGAUCGACGAUGAAUGAACGCGAACAAACGCGCCCGCCUGCGAGAGAAUUCUCGCUUGUUCGGGGGACUCUGAGGGGUUGAGUGGGUUGGAGAAGGAAAAGGAGGGCUCGGGGCCCGGUGGAGUCGAGUUGGAUUUUUCUGUGCGCGUAGAGAAUAAAUUAUAGUUUAGUUUGAGAGAGAAAGAGGGAAGGAGGAUGUCAAGUGACUAAUGCAACGAACCGACGACGAUGAUGGACGCCGGGUGAUCAGAGCAAGAGGGAGAGAGAGAGGGAGGAAACGUGAAGUGGAGAACAGAGACGACGGCGCGUCAAAACUAUUGGUGAAACUAAUUAGCGACGGUUAAUUGCAGUGAUCACCGAGUUCCCACGAAUCUUCCGUGCGCCUGAAUGUGCGAUACUCUCCCCAACAUGCGCGCGGAAUUAAUGCAAACGCGUAUAUGAACAAGGAAAUUCGAAAAUUCAGAAAUGAGAAUCGAAAAGAAUUUUAAAAAUCUAAAAACAUGAAGAAUUUAAAAAUGCUGAUAAAAUCGAGAAACACGCGAAAGUGGCAAGAGUUCGAGGGCACGCGGGACGACGCCGGAAACGACGCGAGGCGGCCGCGGAAUUCAUUGCGUCGUAAAAGCAUCGUUAUGGCGGAUCUCCCGCGCCUCCCGUCGAUUCCGGGGUUUUAUCCGAAAUAUACGAGGGGCAGCGUGUUAUACGACACCCGCGUUAUGUGGGUCACCGCGCGGGGGAUUUUACGAACGCGAAUCGCCACGUCGCGUUUACCCCGCGACGUUAUCCCGUGAGACAAGGAGCGGUUAUAUAUCGGAUCAAAGCGUCCUGAGCCAGAACGUGAUACGCCUCGGACCUCGUCGGAUCCACGCGAGAAAUUCUCGUUACGAAAUCCAUCAGAUCUAUCUUGAGAAAUCCCGCAGAAAAGUCCGCAACAGACUGUCUACUGCUCGUGCACCCUUGAUGAAUUUGGGGCAGAGUCAGAAUAAAAAAAUUUGAUAAAAUAGAAAAAAGAAAAAAUUAAUCCAUUUCGUAAAUAUCUUAUGUGAUCACGGGAUUGCGGCUCGUGCAAGCGAGAUUUCGCUCUGGGAGGACGAUCGCGAAUAAUUAAAAAACGCACGUGUGGAGAUUCGCGGAUCCACCAAUCAAAGCGGACAGCCGUUCCCCCUCUCCGAAUGAAGUAAGAAUUAUCCCCACCACACUUGCUCGUCGCAGUGUGCACUGGUAACGACGGUGCGCCCGGGUGCAUCGUGUACCGCAUUCGUACCUAACAGCCGACGAAGAUGAGCGCAACGUCGCGUGAAAUUACCAUUUGGUUGGUCCCCUCGAGCGAUACACCAACUACUCUCUGCGUUGCGUUCGCAUUCGUCCAGCAGCAUCCGUUUUAUCUGUGUGUGUGUGUGUAUGCGCGCGCGCGCGCACGUACACGUGUAUGCGCGGCGGGGUGGUAAUGGGGUCCGCAAUUCGAUCUAUAUACGGUCUGAUACGCGCGCAUGAACUCGCGACUCCGAGCGAGCUGCGUCGCACAGUCGAUCGCAUUCGCGAAAAAAAGGAAAGGAAAAAAGAAGGUAACGAUGGAAUAAAAUGAAAUGAAAUAAAAUUCGUCCAUCUCGUACAGUAGCCUCUUUCUCCCUCCCUUUUUUUUCGCUUUGCGUGCACGCGCGUUCGAUCUCUCGCUCGUCCGAGCGAGCCAGCGCGGCGUAAAGACACGCACGAGUGAAGCCCAUGAGCUCCCCGAUGCGACGGAAUUAAAUGACGCUUCGCGGAUCAGUUCCCAUCGAAUCCUCCUCUUCGUGCGCAACAAAAAUUAAAAACAUUUCCGUGAUUAAUAUCUCAAUAUUCCGAUGCGCGGAACUCGCUUCUAGUUGGAAUUAGUCUCUGAAUCACCUCGGCGUUAGUUCGACGUACAGAAGCACAGAGAUCCUCCCUCGUUCCUGAUUUAAAAGCGGAAACUCCUCACGCGUGGAGAAGACCGAGGGGUCGAAAUUCCACCGGUUACCCUCGGGACCCUUGGCCCACAUCUAGCUAACUUAGCUGUACAAGAAGCAUCGUUACAACGUAAGUAGAGAUGUAAAAAGAGAAAGAGAGAGGGAGAGAAAGAAUCGGAGAGAGAGAGAGAGAGAGAGAGAGAGGGAGUGAAGAAGUACUCUCGCUAAUUCGCAGUAAGAGAUAAACAAAAAUUAUUACGUAAGACAAAUGGCAAAAAAAAUAAUUAUAUAGAACGAUUUAUCAGAAGUCUGUACAAAGGACUCUAAACGAUUAUAAUCCCACGCGCGACGAUGAGUACCGCCGACGCGCGUCGUCCAUGACAAAUACGAGCUUUCGCGGACCCGCAAACGCCUCGGCAGGAAACAGAGAGAGAGAGAGAGAGAGAAAGUUGAUCAGAAGAAUAAAAUAUACAAGGUACAAAAAAACAAAUAAAAAACGUUAAAGAAGGAGCGAGUGUGUUCUCUCCUACAAUGACGACUGCAAAUUGAGUAAACUCCGAGAAAUUAAUUCACGCCGAUUCUCCGUGACAUGUCGAUGUAAAUCGAUUGUCGAUCAUCAGACGUAUGAAUCGCGAAAAGUAAGAGUUGUUUUUACUGAUUUUUGUUUUAAAGAAAAGAGGAAGAAGAGAUAUCAUACCGUGACCACACACAGGCGUUUAAGAUGCAGAGAAACAAAGUUAAAUAAUAUCAUACGAAUAAUAAUGAUAACACUAAGAUAACUAAAGAUAACAAUAGUGAUAGCGGUAAUGAGACGGUGCGAUAUGUUGACGACGAUAACGAACAGGCGACGAUAACGGGAUGGUGACAAUUAUAAAGAUAAUAAUAAUGAUAAUUAUGUAAUAAUAACGAUAACGAGAUAUAAAUAAAACGCUAAUUAUAAUGGUAAUGAGUAAACAGUAGCGCGAUAACGGUACUAGCUGCUACUAAUAAAAUGUAAUAGUAACGAAAAUAAAUUAUAUAAUCGAGAUUCUCUCUUUCCCCGAGGUCGGAGGAACGUAGUUAGUUAAUAGUAACGUGGAAAGAAAUAUUCAAGAUUGACCCCUUCGGUUUUCCCCUCUUCGGUCGUCGUGCCGGUAUCUUUUAAAAUUUUUCAUUCCACACUGCACCAUCGGCUGCAAAUAUUCGAAUAUUUCCAUAAUCCAAAUUGUCGGGAAUAAUUAUUAUUUAAUUGCCGAAAUGUCCUUGGAUUAUCAAUCUCUCAAUCUUGAAAUGUAAAAAAUCGAGAAGAAUCGAGUUUUACUCGCACCGGCAGACCAAAUUCGAAAAAUGUAAUUGCAAAAUGUAACACGCGUGAAAACUUACCAACGUUAUAAUUCAUAAAAAUGCAAUUAGGGUGAGAGAGACGUCGUAAAUUAUUUUCGUUGGUGAAUAAUCUGCUGACGCAGUUUUUAUGGAGAAACAAAGGGAGAAAGAGAAGAAUCUUGGAGGCAGAUCUCGAAAUAUCAUCGAUUAUCUCGGAGAAUAGCAGUAGUACCGAUGCGAUCCGUCUAGAUAAGCAGAGUAAGUCAGCUGUCGUAAAGAGCCUCCUUCCUAAGCAAAGAAAUCGCUGCUUCACCACUGUAAAUUUCUUAGCCAUAAUAAAUAGCGGUAAUCUCGCGAAGGGAUAAAGACGAGCGACGACGUCACAAGA
Ooceraea biroi (clonal raider ant) is the source of this 6060-nucleotide messenger RNA. Its product is annotated as acetylcholinesterase. NCBI's taxonomy places the organism in Eukaryota, Metazoa, Arthropoda, Insecta, Hymenoptera, Formicidae. The record is from RefSeq and is a predicted model, not a curated record. Gene Ontology annotation, molecular function: acetylcholinesterase activity. Gene Ontology annotation, biological process: choline metabolic process; acetylcholine catabolic process. Gene Ontology annotation, cellular component: plasma membrane.